This is a messenger RNA of Pipra filicauda (Wire-tailed manakin), 1576 nucleotides long. It is a transcript of the gene TSHB, whose product is annotated as thyroid stimulating hormone subunit beta. The coding region runs from base 1024 to 1491 and encodes 155 amino acids. Gene Ontology annotation, molecular function: hormone activity. NCBI's taxonomy places the organism in Eukaryota, Metazoa, Chordata, Aves, Passeriformes, Pipridae. The record is from RefSeq and is a predicted model, not a curated record. The transcript is spliced from 4 exons. Gene Ontology annotation, biological process: G protein-coupled receptor signaling pathway. Gene Ontology annotation, cellular component: extracellular region; cytoplasm.
GGCAGGAACUGGAUGAUCUUCAAGGUCCCUUCCAACCCAACCCAUUCUGGGAUUCUACGUUGGCGUGGAAGCCCCUGCUCUGAGCUCGUUUCACUGCACUCUGCUAAGAUUGGUGCUGGGGGGAACACCUUCCGUUUUAAUUUCAAAGACUUCUGUUAUUCUCCAUCAAAACUGAAGGGAAUCGUCUUCUUGAGCAUCUGCUGUGUGUUGUGACUGUACAUCACCAGUGACAGAUCCACACUGGAUGUAAUUCAGCACAGCGAGCAGUGUCCCAGUUGGCUGGGGAUGUCCUGUCCCACACUGGCGUCGAUGUCCUGCUCUCUCACCAGCUCAAAUGUGCUGUGAAAACAUUCUGUCAUCACACCGAGUUAUGGGAAUUCAACAAGUUAUUUUUUAACUUCGAGGCUCCUUGUGAAACGUGUUUGGAUUCAUAUGUGAUAUUCUGGCAGGAGAUGAGUUACGCUAUUUACAAGAUGAACUGUCGUGACUUAAAAACCUUGUGAAAUGACAUUUUCAUGCUAAAACAUAAUCGGAUGUAGUUUAGAACUACCCAUGGGAGUAAAGAAAAAAAAAAUCAACAACUGGACUUUAAAGAAGUAAUUUUGCUUUCUGAGUCCUUUACCAUGCACCUGUGCACAAAUAGACAACAGCUGAUGAGUUCUUGGCAUCAAAAGCUUCCACUUUGGUCACUAUAAAGGAAACCACAAAAACUCAAGAGUUUGAUAACCCACUGUGAAGUAAGAAGCAAAUAAGAGAGUUCCAAAACCAUUGCCAAUGCCUUGGGCUUUGAAAAUUUUAAGCAGUUGAUUUAUUAAUAAAAAAUGCUAUUUUCACAUUAGCUGUACUUUUUUUUUUCCUUCUGGAUUUUAUAAUCCUUCUUUACCAAUCUACCAUAAAGUAAUUUGUGCAGAGGUUUAACAAAUUCCCAGAUGGUGAUUUUAAUUUGCCACUAGGUAGCCCAAACUGUGGUGAAUUCACUGAUUCAGUUCUAUAUGUCGUGGAAACAAGAGUGACCCUGCUGUCAUGAGAAGCCUGCUCAUGAGACCACGAAGUUUUCAUGGUGUUGUGCUACUACCAGGGGCAGACAUGAGGCCUUUCUUUGUGGUAUCUCUCCUCUUUGGCCUGACUUUCGGACAAACAGCCUCACUCUGUGCUCCUUCUGAGUACACAAUCCACGUGGAAAAACGGGAAUGUGCCUAUUGCCUGGCCAUCAACACCACCAUCUGCGCCGGAUUCUGCAUGACUCGGGACAGCAAUGGCAAGAAGCUGCUGCUCAAGAGUGCUCUGUCCCAGAACGUGUGCACGUACAAAGAGAUGUCGUACCAGACAGCGCUGAUCCCGGGCUGCCCUCACCACACCGUCCCCUACUACUCCUACCCCGUGGCUUUGAGCUGCAAGUGUGGCAAGUGCAACACUGACUACAGUGACUGUGUCAGGGAGAGGGUCAGGACCAACUACUGCACUAAGCCACAGAAGCUCUGUACCAUGUAAAGCUUCCAGAGGAGCGUGGGUGAGAUGUGCUGCUCUGCUCAUGACUAAACAGAAAUAAAAGCCUGUUUCGUAUUAGGUUUGCAAA